AUGUCCGCUCAGGUCCUCGUCUCCCGCCCGUCCGCCCCGCAGAGUGUCCCCGCUGACAGCCUGCCUCGCCGAUCGGUGGAGGCGCCCUAUAACACCGGGGAGAGCUCCUCGUCCGGACUGGCCACCGCCGGCUUCCGCACCGCCAAGUACCUCCUGGAGGAGUGGCAGCAGGCCGCCUACACGUCCUUCUACCAGGCGUUCGGUGACCGGGACAGCUCGGAGAAGAGCCGCCAUGAGGCCAAGCAGCUGUCGGCGGAGCUGGAGGCCCGGGCACAGCGCAGCCAGGCGGACUCCACCAAGAGGCUGGGAGAGAGGCUGCUGGAUGUCCACUACUGGAGGGCGGAGCUGGAGAGGGAGAUCCGUGACGUCACCGCCGAGACACACCUCCUCUUGCAGUGCAAGAACCGCCUCCAGGGGGCACUGGACGCCACUGACAUCCCCUACAUCAUCUCCACCGACAACCUGCACUGCCGGGAGCGCAGAGAGGGCGGGGAGCUAGUGCGGGACGGGCGGAGCUAGAGCUCAUCAAGGAAGUGGAUCUGAUUAGAAACAUUCAAGAACUUCUGAAGAGGACCCUGGAGCAAACCAUCCAGCAGAUAAGGAUGAACAGAGAUGCCAAGGAGAAGCUGGAGAUGGAUUGGUCGGACAAGGUGGAGGCGUAUGACAUAGAUGACAAGUGUGGAAGAUACAACAAUCAAGCUACCGAUAUCCAGUUUCAUCACCAUUCCUCAAAAUUUGAAGACAAUACUUCCACUCCCGAAUCCUGGGCCCAGUACAGCCACGACAACAUAUACCGUGCAGAAAGGGAGAGAAUGGGUUCAAUCAAUCUUCGCUCUCUUAUUGACAAUAUCCUCCAAGACAUUUCUGAAGACCUGCGAUCUCAGUGCGAUAAUGUCAACAGCGCCUUUGCCAAGCGCUGUGAGGAAGUGGAGGAUGCCAAGAGGAAGAUGGAGGAUCACUUGAAGAAAACUCUGAAGGAGAUCGGAGAUCAAGAGAAUAAUAUAGCAGCUCUCAAACAAGCCAUUAAAGAUAAAGAGGCACCUAUGAAAGUGGCUGAGACGCGUCUGUAUCAGCGCUCCUACAGGCCUAACGUGGAGCUGUGUCGGGACCCUGUGCAGUUCCGGCUGGUGAGUGAAGUGGGAGAGCUGUCAGAGUCUGUGGAGUUCCUCAAGCAGAAACUGGAGGAGGCAGAGCAGUGUCUCCGCAAUCUGGAGGACACCAGAAUGUCUCUGGAGAAGGAUAUUGCUAACAAAGCCAACACUCUGUUCAUUGAUCGGGAGAAGUGCAUGGCCCACCGUACUCGCUACCCCACCGUGGUGAAACUCUCCGGCUACCAGUAG
Molecule: messenger RNA, 1340 nt
Organism: Staurois parvus
Lineage: Eukaryota; Metazoa; Chordata; Amphibia; Anura; Ranidae
Source: the annotation of a GenBank genome assembly